AAAAACCUCCCUUGGUCGGGACUUCUUUAAACAAGGCAUAACCAGUAGUUAAAGUUAAAGCUAAAGCUAAAGUUGCAGAGAGAUAUGGACCAUAUGGUCUUCAUUUUGUCCGUCUAAAUCUCAGUUACUGGGAAGGAAGCGAGCGUUUAUCAAAGGGAAAAAUGAAAGAAGAGAGGUGAAGGCUCGUGAGUCGUGACUGGAAACCUUGACGUCAAGAAAAGAACUGAAUUCCCUUGCAGAUUCUGAAGUCUUACAGCAAGUUAACAAUUCAAUAUAGUCAUUGGUAUUUGCAACACCAAAGAUUAGGAGUGGAAGCCCAACCUGGGAUUACUUACAAUCAUAUUUGGAGGAACAUGAACGGUGGAUCAGCUGCUAAGAUUCGGCUUGUCAGAUGUCCUAAAUGUCGGCAGCUUCUUGUGGAGCCACAAGAUAUUACAGUCUACAAAUGUGGUGGCUGUGGCACACAUCUUCAAGUGAAAAUUCGAAAAAGUAACCCUGAAGUCGCAACUUCUGGCCUGCAUGAAACAGAUGCUUCUCAGAAAAAUAGAUCAGAUCAUAUUUCUGAAGCUAAGGAAUCCAGCAGCUCAAAUCAUGAAGAAAAUUUUCUUUCCCCUGGGGAAUGUUCUCCAGACCAACUCAAUGGGGGGGAUUGUGCUGCAUCUGGCGAUUGUGAUCUUGAUCAUCUCAGUGGUGCAAACUUACCAGAAGAACUGCGAAGGAGUGGAAGUGAUCGAAAUGGUUCUGGAGAUUUUGAUAGUAAGCAACCUGGAGGUGUGAGCUCAUCACACAACCAAAAGAAUGAGAUUGAUAAAAAUGAUCCAGGGGACUCUGAUAAUGAGCAUGUUGUAGGUGUAGGCUCAUCCAAUGAACACCAACAGAAUGGGAGUGGUCAAAAUGAGACUGAGGAUUGUGUUGAUUUGAAGGUAAUAGGCACAAGCUUGUCAAGUGAUGAUCAGGAAAGAGGAAAUGAUUCAAAUGAAUCUCCAGAGUGUGAUCAUGAACAGCCUGAAAUUUUCAAUGAAGUUCAAAUCCAACAAAUUGAAUCUGGGGAUGGCAAUGAUGAGCAACUUGGAGGUAUGGGGGGCAUAUCAACUGAAGCACAAAAUGACUGGAGUGAUCGAAAUGAUUCUUCUGAUUGCAAUGUUGAACAGGCUGGGUUUUCCUAUAAAGUUUGUUCGCCUACCAAACUUGAUGAAGAGCUGUCCCCACUGGCGGCAGCAAAACCAAAAGCUGAAGUCAAUGAAGGUGGGAUUCAACAAAAUGAGUCUGGAGCUUUCAGUGAUGAGCAACUUGGAAGUGUGAACUUAUCAACAGAAGCAGAAGAUGACAGGAGUGAUCAAAAUGAUUCCUUGGAUUUCAGCAUUGAACAGGCUGGAACUUCCAACGAUGUUUGUUCUCCCACCAAACGUGCUCAUCUCAAGAACAAAGAGCCAUCCCCACUAGCAGGAGCAAAAAAAGAAGUUGAAGUGAGUGAUGAAAGCUCACCAUUAACAGUCACAAAAGCAGAAUUAGAUGCUCACAGUGAUAGUGAUGGAACUUCCAACGAUGUUUGUUCUCCCACCAAACGUGCUCAUCUCAAGAACAAAGAGCCAUCCCCACUAGCAGGAGCAAAAAAAGAAGUUGAAGUGAGUGAUGAAAGCUCACCAUUAACAGUCACAAAAGCAGAAUUAGAUGCUCACAGUGAUAGUGAUGGAACUUCCAACGAUGUUUGUUCUCCCACCAGACAUGCUCAUCUCAAGAACAAAGAGCCAUCCCCACUAGCAGGAGCAAAAAAAGAAGUUGAAGUGUGUGAUGAAAGCUCACCAUUAACAGUCACAAAAGCAGAAUUAGAUGCUCACAGUGAUAGUGAUGGAACUUCCAACGAUGUUUGUUCUCCCACCAGACAUGCUCAUCUCAAGAACAAAGAGCCAUCCCCACUAGCAGGAGCAAAAAAAGAAGUUGAAGUGUGUGAUGAAAGCUCACCAUUAACAGUCACAAAAGCAGAAUUAGAUGCUCACAGUGAUAGUGAUGGAACUUCCAACGAUGUUUGUUCUCCCACCAGACAUGCUCAUCUCAAGAACAAAGAGCCAUCCCCACUAGCAGGAGCAAAAAAAGAAGUUGAAGUGAGUGAUGAAAGCUCACCAUUAACAGUCACAAAAGCAGAAUUAGAUGCUCACAGUGAUAGUGAUGGAACUUCCAACGAUGUUUGUUCUCCCACCAAAUGUGCUCAUCUCAAGAACAAAGAGCCAUCCCCACUAGGAGGAGCAAAAAAAGAAGUUGAAGUGGCAGAAUUAGAUGCUCACAGUGAUAGUGAUGGAACUUCCAACGAUGUUUGUUCUCCCACCAGACAUGCUCAUCUCAAGAACAAAGAGCCAUCCCCACUAGCAGGAGCAAAAAAAGAAGUUGAAGUGAGUGAUGAAAGCUCACCAUUAACAGUCACAAAAGCAGAAUUAGAUGCUCACAGUGAUAGUGAUGGAACUUCCAACGAUGUUUGUUCUCCCACCAAACUUGCUCUUCUUGAGAACAAAGAGUUGUCUUCAGUGGAAGGGGAAAAAUCAGAAGCUGGAGCCAGUAAUGAAAGCUCACAAUUAGCAGGAGCAAAAGCAUUACUAGAUGCUUCCAAAGAGAGUGGUUCUGAUUUCAUAAAAUCAAGUAUUGAGAAGUCAGUUGACAAGGAGGGUGCUUCAGUUGUCGCUGCUCAAAGGCCUGCAGGAGAAAGCAUUUCAUCAGACAUUUUUGUAACUUCGCCAAAUGAACAGCUAGAGAAGCUUCAUGAAACAGGUCGCCAUGAUUUUGACCGUGUACAGUGUACAGAUACAUUCAAAACUAUGGAUUUGAUUGACCCCAGCUCUGAGUUAAGUGACAGUCUUAUAGACUUGUCCAAAUCCCCAGCCACCAGAAGCUCUCGGGCUUACUAUGAUGACACUGUCUCUUCAUAUGAAGGAACAGAUGAUCAAUUACCUGAUCGACCCAAGCAUCCAUUUAGAUAUACUCAUAAGCAAGCAAAUCAUGCAGCUUCCAAUGAGAGACCCAGAAGCGAAAAGUUCGUGGCGAAUAGCAGUUUGGAAAUGCAGCAUCACUUGAAGAAUCAUACAUCAAUUAUUUCUGAUAAUAAUCUCCAUGCCUUGAAAUCCAGCAAACUAAAUCAUGAUGAAUUGGUAGAGCACACAAGGGUUGCCCAUCCAGCUAGAAACUGGAGAAGACUGGAGAAGGAUGAAUAUCCAUCUCAGGCUCCUUUCUAUCAAAGAGACUUCUUGGCUGGCUAUGAUAAUGGGAGCCCUUCCAAUCAAAACAACAAUGAAUCCCGUUCCAAUCCGUACUUUCAUUCACGUGAAAAGGCUGCAUACACUGAACAGGAGAAGAUGAAACUGUUGGAAAUGAUUUAUGAAUUGCAGGAUCAAGUUAACGUUCUGAAUGGAAAGGAAAAAGGGAGGGUUGCUCCAGGGGUCACUUGGAAGGACCAUAAUCCCAGUUACAAUGAUUAUCUGGAGCAGGUAAUUUUCAAUGACUUAGACUAUCCGAGUUAUCCUGGAAGAUUCAGAGGGGGAAGCAACUGGCAUCAACAGAGUAAAUACUCCCAAAUACCUUUCCCAGCAGAGGUAGCAAGCAAUCGAAACCAAGUUGAUCACUUGUGUUGCUGUCCCCAAGACUGUCGCUUGGCACAACUACCUCCACCUAACCUUCAUCAUAAUAGAGUGUUUUGCAAGGCCCAAGAUCAUGUCGAAUUUUACCAUUCCUAUGGUUCUUGUCCCUCAACUCCACAACGGCAUGCUGACUCUGAGUUUUCCAUAUAUAGGCGUGAAACACUUUCUGAUGACCACAGGCGUAGGGAUCAGGAGGUAAAGAAGUAUGUAACGAGGAAACAUCACUUGGCUAAGCGUCACCUCCUGCCCCUGGCAGGUGGAGCCCCUUUCAUAACAUGUUUUUUUUGCUUCAAACAGCUUCAGCUACCUGCAGAUUUUCUUCUUUCUAAAAGGAAGUACCACCAGCUAAGAUGUGGUGUCUGUUUGGAAGUACUUAGAUUUUCACUUAUAAGCAGGACUCAUCUAGUUCCAUAUACACCGACUGCUGAUGCACCUCCACCAAGUGAGGUUGAUGAGCAUAGUGGCGGUCUUCAUAGGAGAAUUUCAGCUUCAUCUUCUCAUGCCAGCAAUUGUCCCAACAUGGAUCCCGUGUCAUGUUCUGAAGAUUAUGGACUUCCAUUCUGUAAAAGCGGUUCCACUGAUGGGGAUCCUGUCCAGACAUCAUUACGUUCAGCUGAAAGCAGCCUGAAUGAGCGUCGGAAGAAUCCCAAGGAAAAGCAUGAAUUAUCUGGACCUUCUUCUAGCAUGUCCAAAACAAAGAAAGUAUCUUCAGAAAUUGAGGAGCUGCCAAGGAAAGGAGGAGGAGGUUCCCCACUUCACCGACUCAUGGGUUAUUCCUCACCAAGUCGACUGAUAUAUGGUUAUGAACCAUCUUGUUCAAGUUGGUACUAUCCAACAGAAGACUAAGUGAGCAACUCACGACAUAUUUAUCAUGAAGCACUGGCUUGUAUAGAUACAUAUAGGUUUUACCUUGAUUAUGUUGUUGAUUAUAGUACAGGAAAUAGGACUCGCCUCAUUGCUUUGGAAUCAGUAGUAUAUAUAACAGAAGUAGAAACACAAGUUUUGAAUUCCAAGUAUAGGUUCUCAGAAGAGAAGAUUGCAGUAAUUAUUUGUUUAUUUUUGUAUUAUAAAACUGAUCCUGUAUAACGAAGUUUUUGGAUUUCAUGUA
Populus nigra (black poplar) is the source of this 4731-nucleotide messenger RNA. RefSeq lists its product as uncharacterized. Gene Ontology annotation, biological process: regulation of defense response to fungus. Bases 354 to 4469 code for a protein of 1371 amino acids. Lineage: Eukaryota; Viridiplantae; Streptophyta; Magnoliopsida; Malpighiales; Salicaceae. The record is from RefSeq and is a predicted model, not a curated record. The transcript is spliced from 3 exons.